GCUGCCGGUGCCAUGCAUGUAUGCACGUGCGCGUGCUGAGUAGUUCAUUCACAUUUCGGUAGACCUGCAAAGAAAUUAAGCGUCCCACUGCGUGUUGCCAAAGAGGGUAUAGCUCCUUGGCGGACGCAACUUCGCGGCAGUUUUCCUUUGUCAUUGCCAUGGGAUGAGACCGUCACAUGCUUGCUCGUUUACAAGCCGAACCGCACCAGGCUCUCCUCCUCACUGUGUGUGUGUGUGUGUGUGCAGCUCACGCUGCGGCUGCUCGACACGUAGUCGGUGUUGGGGAGGCCCCACGCCGAUCCAGUCGCUUUCCUUCCUUCUCUCUCUCGCUGCCUGGCCACUUAAACAGCCCCGGCCGGCCUCCACCACCAGCGUCGUCGUUGUGCUCUGCAAUUGCCGCUCGAGCCCCUUGAGGAAAGAAGCAUACCAAGCGACGAACCUCGCUUGCAUCCGACCAGCGAGUGACGCCAUGGACGCCGGCAAGACGCCUCAUCCGCUGCCUCUGAGCGCGGCCCAAAAGCAGAUCCGGGAUGAUGUCCCACAGGUCUGCGGAUGGGCGCUCUUCAACGCCUUCGCCAUCGCCGGCGGCCAAGCAUCCCUCUACAUAGCUGGCUACACCCACCUCGCGUGCAACCAGUCAUCAUCCAUUCUGCCCUGCCUCUGGAUCGGGAUGCUGUGCUGCGCCGCAACCCAGUCGGCCGCGGCGGCGCUGGCGCUGCUGCUCCCAUGCCACCGUCGCCGGGCCAUCACCUACCUCGCGCUCGCGGUCACUGUCCUCUUCCAUUGCAUUUACGCCAUCCACUUCCGGAUCUCCCUCGCCGCCUACCCAGGAGGAUACAUCUUCGGCUGGAUCUUUUACACCGUGGUCAUCUGCUACAUGGUGGUGCGCGACCUGACCUGCCUGACCGAUCUCCUUCGAGGUGAUGGUUGGGGCAAGCAGUAGUGCAGUACGCGGUCUAUUAGUUCAGCUAGCUAGCAGCAAGCUGCAAGGGAUCAUGUCCGUGGAUCAGCUCAUGAGGUACUGACGAGAGCCUAGUUCUACUUCUAGGGAAUAAUAUAGAGUAUACAUGCAUUAAUUCCGCUGUGACGAUUGAUGGAGUUGUGCCGUAUUUGCGAAUCUAGUAGCUGGCUGGUGUAGUGUUAAUAUCCAGAUCGACUCCAGUAGUUGGGCAAUGCUUUGCCGGAUAUAUAAUUAGACUGGAUGGA
Molecule: messenger RNA, 1206 nt
Organism: Triticum aestivum (bread wheat)
Lineage: Eukaryota; Viridiplantae; Streptophyta; Magnoliopsida; Poales; Poaceae
Exons: 3
Coding region: 164-943 (259 amino acids)
Source: RefSeq, a predicted model, not a curated record